Molecule: messenger RNA, 2877 nt
Organism: Zymoseptoria tritici IPO323
Lineage: Eukaryota; Fungi; Ascomycota; Dothideomycetes; Mycosphaerellales; Mycosphaerellaceae
Exons: 3
Coding region: 199-2877 (892 amino acids)
Biological process (GO): proton transmembrane transport
Cellular component (GO): membrane
Molecular function (GO): antiporter activity
Source: RefSeq, a predicted model, not a curated record
UCCCAUCAUUCCUUUGACCUCCGAUCUCUUUGAUCCGGACCUGGAUCUCGCUAUCCACCUGUUCGCUCUCCACCGCAUUGCCUUGGCUUCCAGCAGCGUGACCACCACGUUGGAGCCACGGGGACUACUUGAUACUCGUCGACCCUCGAGUUUCGACUGCGCCAGUCGCAAGUCAACUUUCUCCUGCGUGUCUGCAAGAUGGCGACGACAGUGACCGAGUUCGUCACGAAUACAGUGACCAGGACUGCCGCGGCGGCAACAGCAACAGGCGUCAAGCCUCAAGGUGGGAUUCUCGAAGGAGAGAAUCCCAGCCAGUAUGACUCCAAGAACCCCAUUAUCCUCUUCAUCAUCCAAGCCGGCAUCAUCAUCGGUUUCUGCCGCCUCCUCCAUUGGCCUCUCUCGAAGAUGCGCCAACCUCGAGUCAUCGCCGAAGUCAUAGGAGGAAUCAUGCUAGGUCCCACCGUAAUGGGACGGAUACCUGGAUUUUCCGCCGCGAUCUUCCCUCCAGCCUCAAUACCGAACCUCAAUCUUGUCGCGAACUUGGGAUUGGUGCUUUUCUUGUUCUUGGUGGGACUAGAGGUGGAUGUGAGAUUCUUCUUCAGCAAUUGGAAGGUUGCGCUGAGUGUGGGCACGGCGGGUAUGGCAUUGCCGUUCGGCUUGGGAUGCGCAAUAGCUUGGGGAUUGUACAACCAGUUUGGGAAUGAGCCGGAUAUUGUGGACAUCAAUUUUGGGACCUUUGCGUUGUUCAUUGGUAUUGCCAUGGCGAUUACGGCCUUCCCUGUGCUAUGCCGUAUCUUGUCAGAGUUGAAGUUACUCGGGACACCAGUCGGUGUGAUCACGCUAUCAGCCGGUGUGAGCAACGACGUUGUUGGCUGGAUUCUGCUCGCUCUCUGCGUUGCUCUGGUUAAUGCUGGCAGUGGACUCACAGCUCUGUGGGUAUUGCUGACCUGCGUGGGAUACGCUCUUUUCCUGUUCCUGGCAGUUCGUCCGGUCUUCUUGUGGUACCUCAAGCGCAGCGGUGCUCUUCAGGAUGGUCCAUCCCAGUCCGCGGUUGUACUGACUCUUAUGAUCGCACUGGUCUCGUCCUUCUUCACAGGAGUCAUUGGUGUACACGCCAUCUUCGGGGCUUUCAUGGCUGGCUUGAUCUGUCCCCACGACGGAGGUUUCGCCAUCAAGUUGACCGAGAAGAUUGAGGAUCUGGUCACCGCCCUGUUUCUCCCUCUCUACUUUGCCCUCUCGGGUCUCUCCACGAACAUCGGUCUGCUCGACGACGGCAUCACUUGGGCCUAUGUGAUCGGCGUUAUCGCCAUUGCCUUCAUCGCCAAAUUCGCUGGAGGCACUUUGGGCGCCAAAGUCAAUGGCUUAGUGUGGAGAGAAUCCUUCACGAUCGGCGCCUUGAUGUCUUGCAAGGGACUUGUCGAAUUGAUCGUGCUCAACAUCGGACUGCAGGCUAGAAUCCUCAGUGUACGAACGUUCACGAUAUUCGUGGUCAUGGCUUUGGUCACCACCUUCGCAACGACUCCACUCGUGCAAUUGCUGUACCCUCCGUGGUAUCAGAGGAAGCUGGAAGCCUGGAAGCGUGGUGAGAUCGACUGGGAUACCGGCAAGCCGAUCAGUGACUCUACGACAGAGACCGACAGCAUGGCGGUGCAGAAGGAGGAGUCUGCUAAGAUCAGGAACCUCCUUGUGUACUUGCGACUGGACAACAUGCCUACGCUUUUGGCGUUUGUCUCUAUGCUCGGGAGGAAACCAACGCAGAUCGCAUUAAGAGAGCACCCUUCCCGCGAGGCAGAGAAGGACUUCAAACCCGAGCAAGAUUCUCACAAGAACCGCAGUGUAGCAGUACACGGUGUGCGACUUGCCGAGCUCACAGAACGUGGAUCGGCGGUGAUGAAAGUGUCCGAGGUAGACGAGUACGCCGCUUUCGACCCGGUGAUCAACGCAUUCCGAGUCUUGGGACAACUCUUCAACCUCGCAGUCUCCGGCGAAGUGACUGUCGUUCCUCAGGCCAGCUUCGCAGAUACACUCGUCAACAAGGCUGUCGAAGAACAAUCCGACCUGCUGCUCAUUCCCUGGAGCGAGACUGGCAAUUUGAGCGAGAUGCAAACCGUCGUCUCCAACGACAACGUACGCAACAAGCUCUCGAGCGACACAUACACGGCGUUUGUCCGGCAGGCCCUCGACAGCACGCAGUGCAACACGGCUGUGUUCAUCAACACAGGAUUCUCCGGGUCGUUGAGAGAGCGCCAGGCGACGCUGCACCGCACUGUUAGCGGCAUGAGCAUGCGCAGCGCCCACCGCGACCACCCGACGACACUGUUGAAUGUCGAUCAGAGCCACCACAUCUUCAUGCCUUUCUUUGGCGCUGGAGCGGACGACCACGUGGCGUUGAGGUUGGUUCUGCAACUGGCUGAGAAUCCCGGAGUGACGGCUACGAUCGUGUACUACGAGGCUGAAGACUCUAUCACCGCGGCGCCCACUGAACCUCAAGGCGAAACCUCUGAGAAGCGCCCGACCUUCUUGACUGCCGUGUCAACGACGUCCCAUCGCUCCGAGUCCGCCUCCUUCUUCGCUACGCUUCAACGCUCCCUCCCAGCGUCGCUCUCCUCUCGCGUGGUGUUCGAGUCUGUGUCCAGCACAUCUCAAUUGCAAGACGCACUUUCACGCGCGCAGGCCGAAGUCGCGCAAAAUCCGCGGAACGGAGGAGACAUCAUCGUAGUGGGUAGACAUGUUGGGCAAUUCAAAUCGAGUACAGCAGGAGGCAGCGCCAACGCGGCGACGACAGAGUGCCUGGGUGCGCCGGCGGAGAUUAUGGCGAGCAGUGGAAUCCGAGCGAGUUUGUUGGUCGUGCAGGCGAAGGGGAGUGGAAUGGAGUGA